Elaeis guineensis (African oil palm) is the source of this 966-nucleotide messenger RNA. RefSeq names its product small ribosomal subunit protein uS4y. Gene Ontology annotation, cellular component: cytosolic small ribosomal subunit. NCBI's taxonomy places the organism in Eukaryota, Viridiplantae, Streptophyta, Magnoliopsida, Arecales, Arecaceae. Gene Ontology annotation, biological process: ribosomal small subunit biogenesis; translation. The record is from RefSeq and is a predicted model, not a curated record. Gene Ontology annotation, molecular function: structural constituent of ribosome; rRNA binding.
UUUUGGUCCUCUAUAAAAGGCGGUAGCUUCCGGUUCUUAAAUUUCUAGAGGCGAAGGCGGGAGACGGCGAGGGAGAACAAGAACCAGCGAUGGUUCACGUUAGCUUCUACCGGAAUUAUGGGAAGACCUUCAAGAAGCCCCGCCGGCCCUACGAGAAGGAGCGGCUGGACGCCGAGUUGAAGCUCGUCGGUGAGUACGGGCUCCGGUGCAAGAGGGAGCUGUGGAGGGUCCAAUACUCUCUUAGCCGGAUCCGGAACGCAGCGAGGGAGCUCUUGACGCUGGACGAGAAGAACCCUCGCCGGAUCUUUGAGGGAGAGGCCCUCCUCCGCCGCAUGAACCGGUAUGGGCUUCUCGACGAGAACCAGAACAAGCUGGAUUAUGUUCUGGCUCUCACCGUGGAGAACUUUCUUGAGCGCCGGCUCCAGACGCUCGUGUUCAAGUCUGGGAUGGCAAAAUCUAUUCACCAUGCCAGGGUCCUUAUCAGGCAGCGUCACAUCAGGGUUGGUAGGCAAGUGGUCAACAUUCCAUCAUUUUUGGUGAGGGUGGAUUCAGCAAAGCACAUUGACUUCUCUCUCACAAGUCCAUUUGGUGGAGGGCGCCCUGGAAGAGUGAAGAGAAAGAAUCAGAAGGCUGCAGCAAAAAAGGCAGCUGGAGGUGAUGGCGAUGAAGAUGAUGAGGAAUGAGUACUUUUUCUUUCAAUGGUAUUACAGUUUUGGUAGCUUCCUUUGUUGUGUAACUUAAAAGUUUGUUUUGUUUCAUGCUAAGAUGUUUCUGUCACUUGUAGAAGGGUAACUGAUUAUUGCUUCUGUUUGAAGGGAUCACAAGGUGAUGGAUUUUGAGAUGUUGAAUUUUUGGUUAUAUUUGUUUUUUUGUUUUUGUUUUUGUUUUUUUUUGUGUUGAUAUACAUGGAUAAUCGUUAUGGAUGACUGGGUUAUCUUGCAGUUGAAGAUUCUUGUGUGGAAAAGC